AUGCUCAGGAUCUAUGGAAGAGGAUACAGAUUAUUUUCGACCUCAUCGGCACGUAAUGCGCCGAGAGUGGCGGUGAUUGGCAGUGGCCCUGCGGGCCUAUUCACAUGCGCGGGGCUUCUUCGACGAGCACCAACCGCUGUAAUUGACGUGCUCGAUGCGGCGCCCGUUCCGUUCGGGCUCGUUCGCUAUGGUGUCGCCCCGGAUCAUCAAGAGGUUAAAAAUUGCAUCAAUGGCUUCGAAAAGAUCUUCAACGACCACCCAACGCAGAUGAACCUGUUCUCAUAUGGCGCUCAUCGGCCCCGGCGGCUCGAAGUACCGGGCGCCGAAGCGAAGAAUGUGAUCUCUGGAUCUGACUUUGUCUCCUGGUAUAACGGUGUGCCCAAUGCAUCUCCCCCAGUGCUCGACGGGAAAAAUGUAGUCAUAAUUGGCAACGGGAAUGUGGCGCUCGAUUGCGCUCGGAUACUCUCGUCGGUAGAAAAUCUCGCCUCAACUGAUAUUCCGGAAGAGCCGUUGGCGGUUUUGGAAAAAUCGAAGGUCUCGAAUAUCACGCUGGUUGGACGGAGAGGGCCCGAAAAUGUUUCCUUCACGAUCAAAGAGUUGCGCGAGCAGUUCAAGAUCAAGUCUUGGUCGUCGAUUGUCGCCUUGCGUGAGGAAGAAAAAGCUGGCCUCGUUAAAUCAUUGGAUGUCAAGAGGAAGAAGCGGAUGUUUCAGAUAUUACUCGACAACAUUGGGCAUGAGGCCAAGGCGGAAAAGAAUUGUCGCUUUAUUUUCAAUCACGUUCCAAUCGAAGUAUUCCGUGAUGAAAACGGCAGAGUGAAGAGCGUUCGUUUCCUCGAUAAAAUCACCGGCAAAAAGGAGGAUCUAGCUUGUGAGCUGCUAAUCUACAGCAUCGGCUACAACCACAUCGUCUUGGAGGGGUUGCCGACUAACGACAAGGGCGCCUUGAGAUUAUGUGACGAUUGCCGGGUGGACUUUGAUCCGGCGCCAACAUUUGCUGCGGGAUGGUGUGCUCAGGGACCGCAUGGUGUAAUUGUCGACACCCAACAACAGUCGAUGACCGUCGCCCAGCGUAUCGCAGAAAUUCUACCUAAUCGCCCGGAGACGAGCCCAGGUGUCACUCCGCUACUCGAAUCACGCGGCGUCAGAUUCAUCACCUGGAAGGAGUGGUUGGCCAUCGACGAAGAAGAGCGGAGGAAUGGGCAGCAACGUGGAAAGGUUCGCGAGAAGAUUAUGAAGUUUGAACCGCUGCUCAAGAAGAAA
Molecule: messenger RNA, 1260 nt
Organism: Mesorhabditis spiculigera
Lineage: Eukaryota; Metazoa; Nematoda; Chromadorea; Rhabditida; Rhabditidae
Source: the annotation of a GenBank genome assembly